This is a messenger RNA of Pelobates fuscus (common spadefoot toad), 1295 nucleotides long. Its product is annotated as gastrula zinc finger protein XlCGF17.1-like. Bases 48 to 974 code for a protein of 308 amino acids. The record is from RefSeq and is a predicted model, not a curated record. The transcript has a single exon. NCBI's taxonomy places the organism in Eukaryota, Metazoa, Chordata, Amphibia, Anura, Pelobatidae.
AGGAGAAUGGCAAGGACAGCGGUAGACCACAAGCAAUAAAUGAGGAUAUGUCAUCAAUGCAGAGCAGAGAUCGCAGUGUUACUUGUAAUCUGAAAUGUGCUAUGACAAGCAGCACUGUGAGGCUCUAUAACUGUACAGAGUGUGAAAAAUGCUUUACUAUGAACUCAGACCUGGUUAAACAUCGAAGAGUCCACAAAGUCAAAAACUUGGCUUGCAAUGAGUGCGGCAAACACUUCUCUUACAGAUCACACCUUCUUAAACACCAGAGGAUCCACACGGGAGAAAAGCCAUUUUCUUGCGAAGAAUGUGGAAAAAGUUUUACCAGUAAAAUAAAUCUUAUAACGCAUCAGAGAACUCACACGGGGGAAAAACCGUUUGCUUGUACUGUAUGUGGAAAAUGUUUUACAAUUAAAACAAAUCUUUUUAGACAUCAAACCAUUCACACAGGAGAGAAACCUUUUGCCUGCUCAGAAUGUGGGAAAUGUUUCACUAGCAGUUCACGAUUUCUCGCACAUCAAACCAUUCACACAGGCGAGAAACCAUUUUCUUGUACAGAAUGUGGCAAACGUUUUUCCGAUAACUCCUAUCUUGUCAGACAUCAAAGGAUUCACACAGGAGAGAAGCCAUUUGUAUGUUCUGAUUGUGGGAAAUGUUUUAUUACCAGUUCAAAUCUAAUUUCCCAUCAGAGAACACACACAGGAGAGAAGCCUUUCUCCUGUAAUGUGUGCAAAAAAAGUUUUAACACCAGCUCACAUCUGACCAAGCACAAGCGGAUCCACACAAGGCAAACACCGUAUUCCUGUUCUGAAUGUGGAAAUUGUUUUACUAGAAGCUCUCAUCUUGUCUCACAUUUAAGUAUUCACUCAGGAGAAAAACCAUUUGCUUGCCCUGAGUGCGGGAAAUGUUUUGGAUGCAAGAGCUACCUUAAUAGACAUAUGAAAAUCCAUACAGAGCGAGAGAAUACCUUUCAAUAAAGUAUAUGUUUAGGUUUAGCUUUCUCCCCUUACAGAUUAAACUGCUGCUAAUUCAGUCUGCUAUGGUAGCUUACCGAGAUCUUGAUAUUAUGCUUUAAAGGAACAUUGAAGUCAUGUUUUUGUUAAAAGAUUACAUGAAAAAAUAGCAAUCAGAAUGAAACCACAACCCUUGCUACUGAGGGAUUUCAAACAGAGCAGCAGGUUUCUCCUCUGUAAGUCCACAGCCUUCUUCACUUCUUGUGUGUUGGUAUUAUUUUAUUUGUCAUUUUGUUGUUAAAUAUUUUCAUGCUACAAUUGUAAAGCAUUGUGGAAACUGUUGGC